This is a messenger RNA of Micropterus salmoides (largemouth bass), 766 nucleotides long. RefSeq names its product oogenesis-related gene (gene org). Lineage: Eukaryota; Metazoa; Chordata; Actinopteri; Centrarchiformes; Centrarchidae. Bases 58 to 705 code for a protein of 215 amino acids. The record is from RefSeq and is a predicted model, not a curated record. The transcript is spliced from 6 exons.
CCUUCAUCUUUGUCAUUGCAGCCCGGCAAGGACCACCAGGCUUUGACCCGAAGCAGGAUGACUUCAGAAAUUUGUGGAGACGCCGUGGAGCAGGAGCAGGCCGAAAAUACUGAGGACAGAGUAGUGAGGAAGGACGGUGUGUUUCGCUUCAUGCUGCGCGGCCUCUUGUGGCCAUUCGGCAUCGUGGUACGUGCGUACCGAGGUUUUUGGUGGAUGCUGGGCUUCCGGCAGCCACAGCAGAGACCCCUCGUCAGUCCCUCGGUUUCCAGCCCUGCACGCCAGAGCCUCGCCGGCCGCAAGCGCCUGCGCCGGGUCACCCGCCUGCUGCUGUCCAUCCUUCCCCGCUGGGUGCAGAGCGGCCUGGGUUACCCGGUGUCCAGCAGCAUUGGACGCUCCCUCUCGCCAGAAAUCAGAGUCUCUCCUACUAAACCUUGUGGAAAGGGCAGCAAGAGAAAGCAGGAUGAGUUGGAGGAUGAGGAUGAAGAGCAGCCAACCUGGGUGGCAACAUUGUCUAAAGAGCUCACUGACGAAGACCUCCCUGAGGAGGAUCCCGACUAUGAGCCCAGUAGCAUGGAGACAGCAAGUGAAGAGUACUGCACGCACAACGACACAGAAAGUGACAUUGAGGUUGCUGAGCAUGGCUUGGCCAUUAUUAAAGACGUGAAGACGGAUGUUGAGCUGCCCCCUCCUGUUAAGUUACAUUGAUGUAUUGUUUCAGUGUAUUUCUGUUUAUAAAUUCAAUAAAACUUUGUACUUUGCCUUGACA